This is a messenger RNA of Leishmania mexicana MHOM/GT/2001/U1103, 336 nucleotides long. Its product is annotated as pterin-4-alpha-carbinolamine dehydratase,putative. The record is from RefSeq and is a predicted model, not a curated record. NCBI's taxonomy places the organism in Eukaryota, Euglenozoa, Kinetoplastea, Trypanosomatida, Trypanosomatidae. The transcript has a single exon. The coding region runs from base 1 to 336 and encodes 111 amino acids. Gene Ontology annotation, biological process: tetrahydrobiopterin biosynthetic process. Gene Ontology annotation, molecular function: 4-alpha-hydroxytetrahydrobiopterin dehydratase activity.
AUGCGUCGAACCGCUCUUCUCUGCGCGCCUAAAGCCUUAUCGGCACCGGCGGUCACCCAGGCACUUCAGUCGCUGCCGGGCUGGAGGGUGAAUGGCAACAACCGAAACGCCAUCGAGCGGGACUAUGUCUUUGCCGACUUCAUGGAGGCGAUGCGCUACAUGAACACUGUCGCGCCCGUUUGCGAAAAGAUGCAGCACCAUCCCUGCUGGUCAAACGUCUAUAACCGCCUGCACGUGCAGCUGACGACGCACGACGCCGGCAACACGGUGACGCAGAAGGACGUGGACCUGGCAAAGGCAAUGAACGCGGCGUACGAAGCGAUGCGCACGCACUGA